Messenger RNA from Penicillium alfredii, 897 nucleotides. Its product is annotated as putative GATA transcription factor (AreB). Lineage: Eukaryota; Fungi; Ascomycota; Eurotiomycetes; Eurotiales; Aspergillaceae. The transcript is spliced from 2 exons. Gene Ontology annotation, biological process: negative regulation of transcription by RNA polymerase II; positive regulation of transcription by RNA polymerase II. Bases 1 to 897 code for a protein of 298 amino acids. The record is from RefSeq and is a predicted model, not a curated record. Gene Ontology annotation, molecular function: zinc ion binding; RNA polymerase II cis-regulatory region sequence-specific DNA binding; DNA-binding transcription factor activity, RNA polymerase II-specific.
AUGGCGACCACACUGGCUGACGACAAGCGUACUCAAUUACAGCCUGUCUGCCAAAACUGCGGCACCUCGACUACUCCCCUGUGGCGCCGCGACGAACUCGGGUCUGUUCUCUGCAACGCCUGCGGUUUAUUCCUCAAGCUCCACGGUCGUCCUCGUCCGAUAAGCCUGAAAACCGAUGUGAUCAAGAGUCGCAACCGCGUCAAGACCGGCCAGGGCCCCAAACGGAAGUCCGGAGGACCUAUCGACACCAAUGGCCUGGCAGCUUCACGAUCAGAGGCAGGGACUCCUCCCCUUGGCUCACAAGGAUACCGUCGCGCGUCGCGUAAGAUGUCCCCGGGCCAUUCGGAUCGGUCCAACUCCCCCUUGUCCCGGACGGAGACGCCGGGCCUCGCGGCGAUGCACUCGCAUAACUCGAAUAUCGCGCCACAGCACAUGUUCGACAGCGUCACUUUGGGCGACAACACCUUGAACUCUUCCGGCAGCCUCCCCUCUCUUCAGCUGCGGCAAUCCUCUCCCUCCGCAGCCGACCGCCAACCCGACUCCCCCCAGACCUACGAAAGCAUCCUGGCCCUCAACUCCUCUCUGAAGACACGCGUGAGUGAACUGGAGUUUGUCAAUGAGCUGUUCCGCGGUCGCGUCGCAGAACUCGAACAGAGUGACGCCAGUGCGCGUCGAUCCGAGAUGAUCGUCCGGGACUCGGAGGUCCGUCUGCGCCGGUCGCUCGAGGAAUCCCAGCGUCGCGAAGAGGAUCUCAAACGACGUGUGGGCGAUCUUGAGCGCCAGUUGGGCUCCGGCGAUCACGAGAGCUCGGGUGAGCCGCAAGCGAAGAAGAUCCGCCUGGCGGACGUGGUGGAACAGUCGGAAGAGGAGCCGCAGAUCAAAUCGCCCAGCGCUUAG